AAAACUUUUUAGAAAAAAUCUGAAGAUUCACAAAUGUGGUCCAAAUGAUUCGCCCCCUCGACGCCAUAUUUGUAAGUCUGGAGACGAAGACAAAAUCAUUUUCACAUCAGAGUUCACACAUUUUACCGUACUAGCGCACCCCUAUUCCAAUGGGAAUCGUAGAAGAAGCUCACAACAUCAAGGUCGUCGGCUCCGGCGAGCAAACAAUCGUCUUGGCGCACGGCUUCGGCACCGACCAGUCGGUGUGGAAGCACCUCGUCCCCCAUCUCCUCGAAGAUUAUCGCGUCGUUUUGUAUGAUAACAUGGGCUCCGGCGCCACCAAUCCUGACUACUUCGAUUUCAACAGAUACGCAACUCUUGAAGGUUAUGCCUACGAUUUGCUUGCGAUUUUUGAAGAGCUGAAAAUUGAGUCCUGUAUUUUCGUCGGGCAUUCUGUUUCUUGCAUGGUUGGGGCCAUGGCCUCCAUCUCCCGCCCUGAUCUCUUCACCAAAAUCGUCAUGAUCUCCGGUUCCCCGAGGUAUUUGAAUGAUGUGGAUUACUUUGGAGGUUUUGAGCAAGAAGAUCUCUACCAGCUAUUUGAAGCCAUGAGGUCCAAUUACAAGGCGUGGUGUUCAGGUUUCGCACCGCUAAUUGUGGGCAGCGACAUGGACUCGGUGGCGGUUCAAGAAUUCAGCCGAACCCUGUUCAACAUGCGACCAGACAUAGCCUUGAGUGUGGCCCAAACCAUAUUCCAGAGUGACAUGAGGGAAAUUCUAAGCCUAGUCACUGUGCCCUGCCACAUCAUCCAAAGUAUGAAGGACUUGGCCGUGCCGGUGGUGGUCUCCGAAUAUCUUCACCAAAACCUCGGUGGCGAUUCGAUAGUUGAAGUGAUGUCAUCAGACGGACACUUGCCACAGUUGAGCUCGCCGGAUAUUGUCAUUCCUGUGCUACUUAGACACAUUCGUCAGGAUAUUGCACAGUGAUGUGGGCUUUCUUUGCAAUUGUUUGUGUUAAUUGUUGGUUAAGGGGGUGGGUAGUUUUAUUUUUUGUUAUCGUUUGUCUUUAAAUCCAUGUCCUUUUUAUCCCUUGAACUUUGUUAUCAGCAAUUUCAUUACUGGAAUCUUUGCCAGUGCGAGGCAAUUUCUGUUUCA
Mangifera indica (mango) is the source of this 1130-nucleotide messenger RNA. Its product is annotated as probable esterase KAI2. Lineage: Eukaryota; Viridiplantae; Streptophyta; Magnoliopsida; Sapindales; Anacardiaceae. The transcript is spliced from 2 exons. Bases 150 to 962 code for a protein of 270 amino acids. Gene Ontology annotation, biological process: response to karrikin. The record is from RefSeq and is a predicted model, not a curated record.